AAUUGAUCUCAGUUGAAAUUCGUCUGCCGGAUGAGAAGGGAAAAACGUACAAUCUGUAACCUAUAAUUAUAAGUUUUUUCUUCGCUUCGCGUUCAGUUGGGCUUUCGAAGGCAUAUCGGCGGCAGGCGAACUGUGUUGGUACGUUAUACGAUACGAACGAGGUGCUUCGGCAAGAGACUGGAAGUAGUACUAUCGCGCGGUGAAGAAGAGAGCGUUCGUCGGGAAGGCAUUCGCGAGUGUUUUUGUGUGUGUGGAUGUAUGUGACGCACGUUCGGGUGCGCUUCGGCUUGCAGCAGCAAAACUUGGACACAGCCGUACUGUAGAGCGAGAGUGUGCGAAUCGAUUUUCGGGGGCCUUCGCGCGCCGCGUAUCCUCACCUUGCUCUCGCUCUCGCCCUCUCCACUGCGCUCGGGCCUACCCCGUCGCGCGUCUGCCUUGUUUCUCCGCACCUUGCCCGGUCCCGGAGCUCGGGACCUAAUGAACGCCAGUGAGAAGAGGACUUAAUAAUAGUGUUUAGAGUUUAAUUUCUGCUUCUCUCAUCAAGAGCAUCUCGGCAGCCGUAGCGGGCAGCAGCAGCUACAACAACUCUCGGAUGCUGGACUAACCGCGACCGACCGUCCAAUUUUGGUGGGUCCCUGCGAAGAAAAAUUGAACACCGCGCGCGCCAAUCCGCGGACCAACGAGAAUACGACGGCGCUCGGGCGGACAGACGGACGGAGUCGAUUAUCCGGUCCCGGGUAGAAUUACAUAGUGUUAAUCCCUCGUUCGAACGGAUUUUGGCGUGUUUUACGUGUACUUCGAAGAAGUGGCCCUUUGUUUUACGCCCUCUGCUCUGCUUCAACGUCCGCCAGCUAAGUGUAGUGUGUGCAUUUUGACCAACGUGCGAACCCAUUCUGACCCACUGUGUAUACUAUCCGCAAAUCGGUCGAUUUAAGUGUGCGGAAAAUGUGCUGCGUUAAAACGUCCGUAAUUAGUGAGAUUAAAUGAGCAAGCGUGUGUGGAUUAAAGUGAUAUACAAGAAUUGUGUGCAGAAGUACCAACUGCCGAGUACGAAUUGCUAUGAAGUGAGAUGAACAACGAGUGACCUCUUUGUCCCCUAUCUGGAAGAAAGCAGAAGUCCUUUUAGAACUUACGGGAUACCGCCGGAAGCAGAACGUGCCCCAUCGACGGAAGGGGAACCCCGUGUGAGCCCUCAAGAUGAUGGCCUCACCGAGUUUCAUGACCCAGUAUCAUAAUCAUCAUCAGUGGAACAAUAGCAGCCAUCAGACACAGCUGUCACCGCUCAACAUCCUUCCGUAUCAGUACCCGCCGCAGCCCCCGUCCGUCAGCAGUCUUGGCUCGGUGGCAUCGCUUGGUUCGGCGGGACUUUCUCCGACGCAGUCGAUCGCCUCCUCCAACGGUAGCGUCGGCGGAGGCGGAGGCGGCGGGUUGGGAGGAGGCACUGGUGCCGGAGCGAGUACGGCCAGUAGCAGUUUCAGUACGACCGGUGGAGGCGGUUCGAACGCCGCCAGUCCAGACACGGUGACCAGCAGCGCAGCAGCCGCCGCCGCUGCCGUUGCCGCCUCGUCCGCCUACGGGUUCGGCGCGAUGGUCCAGCAGAAUCCAGCCACCGCUGCGGCGCUGGAGAUGACCGCGAGGUCACAGCAGAUGCACUAUCCUUCGUAUCAAUAUCCGGCGGCUAGCUACUACAACAACAUGGCCGGGAAUCCUUGGUUCGCACAGGAGUCGAUGUACCAGGGAUGGCCCGGAGAGGCGUACGCGUUGAAGCUGGAGGAUUACUCGCACCAAACUCAGGCGCAGCGUCGCUGCGCACGUUGUACCUGCCCUAACUGUAUCAACGAAUUGUCCGGGCUGCCUCCGGUGGUCGGGCCGGACGAGAAGGGGAAGCGGCAGCACAUCUGUCACAUACCGGGGUGCGAGAAGAUCUACGGGAAGACGAGUCACCUGAAGGCGCAUCUUCGGUGGCAUACCGGAGAGCGGCCAUUUCUCUGCAAGUGGUUGUUCUGUGGGAAAAGGUUCACGAGGUCCGAUGAGCUGCAGAGGCACUUUCGUACGCACACAGGGGAGAAGCGGUUCACGUGCAGUAUUUGUAGUAAGAAGUUUAUGAGGAGUGAUCAUCUGGCGAAGCAUGUGAAGACACACGAGAACAAGGCGAAGAAGAUUGCCAAGAAAAGUGAGAAAGCCGAAGAGGCGAAGAUGAAGAAGGAGGACGCCAAGUUAGGGAAGGUGGAGUGCAGUGUGAAGCGGUUAGAAGUUAGUGAUAAGGCAGGACAGUUGACGGUGCCGAAGGUGAAGAAACUGAAGAACAGUGAACAGCAGGAGGACAUCAAUGCGAACAUUCGGAUGCCUCAGAUCAAGCAGGAGAAAGGGUAUGAAACCAGCGCGAGUAAGACUUUGUUUUCGGGGAUGGGAGAGUACGGUCAGAGUGGGGGUUAUCAAUCAACGGCAAUGAACUAUCACCAUCCGUCAUACUUCCAGAGUGCAUUUUUACAAGAAGCGAGUAAUCCGAGUAAAAACUUGUUCCAUAAUCCGUACUGCGAUAGCGGCUUCCAGAGCCGAACGAAUUUGUUCUCUACCUCGACGAAUAGCAGCAGUGGGUGUGAUUCGUUAGAUCGACGAAAUAGUAACAACGCAAGUAGUGAGGUUAGCAAUAGUCUAGUGAAACUGGAAGAGUACACCAACAGUCACGGUCUACUGAACAGCGACAACGGUACCGGCAGCGGCCAUCAGCAGCGAAGUAGCUCCAACAAUAAUCUACUACCUCAUUCGCAAGCUCAAGUGUACCACAUCCCAUCAGAAAUAGCGUCCAAUUACGCGGCCUAUUCGAACGUGAAGCUGGGAUCGGCAGCCUACCAUCACGGUCACCCCCACCAUCAUCAUCAUCACCCCCAUUCGCAUCACCAAGGCAGCGGCAACGGCGGUAGCAGCAGUAGUAUUUACGGUGACGUUAAUCCAACGUCGCACGGUGGUUCAACUGUCAACGAAUCGAACAAUAAUAACAAUAACGGUACCUCCUCCGCGGCAGCGGCGGCUUCAUCGGCAGCGGCCGCCGCCACGUACAACAUGAUGAUGAACAAUUACACGAUCCAUCAUCAUCACCAUCACCAUCUCAGUCAGCAGCAACAGCAGCAACCGCACCACCAACAGGAGAUCGAACUAUUCAAAUAACUGCGUAACUGUCAGUGUCAGAUGUGGCGGCGCUGCAAGCGACUGUCUCUAUUGUUCUGCGUGUGCGCAUUUUAGACGCAGCGCGUCUUUUGUAGCCGCCCGUCGAAGCAACCUGUCAAAAAUGUGAGAUUUUUGUGACGUUCCUUUUGUCUGCGCAUCCAAGUAGGCCCCUCGAACUCGAGCCGCGCACGGCCGGCUUUGUUUUUAAAAUGCUAACUUUCCUUCUUUUUAACUUGUAAGUAUCAUACGAGGCGAAAGCCAACGCGGCGCGGCGCUGAUGAAAAAUGUGUUUUUAGUCGGUUAGGAAAUAAAAAGCCCCUCUCUCCCGAGUGCCAAUACAAAAGCUUUAGAUUUUGUUUUUUUUUUCUCUCCGUUCGAGAGGAACAAACGCAGAAAAGAAACUGAAAACUAUUAAAUUAUGUCAUGAUUUAUUUAUGUUCCUACAAUUGUCAGCGGGCGAAAAGACGUGCGGAAAAUGUAAUAUACUCACAAAAGAAAAGAAAAAAGGGUGGCUUGAGAAACCCUCGCGUCGCGAGUGAGAGAAACGAAAACAAAACACACCUCGUAGGGCAGAAGAACAACGUGCUGCUGCGGACCUAACUAACCCAUACACUCAAUAGCCGAGCGAACCAUUAAAAGCGGUGAAAUUAGCAAUUGUAAAAUAUAAUUAAAUUUAUUUAUAUUUUCAUUAGUCUUGUUCAACGACGCAGGUUGAACUUGCUCGAAGUUGCUGCAUCUUGCUCUUACCCAUUAGUCAACAAACGGGUAAGAGUAGGAUGCAGCAACUUCGAGCAAGUUCAACCUACGUCGUUGAACAGGACUAAUAAUCAUCUCAUACAGCCGCUUGCGGUGCUGUCGUUUUUAUUCCCGGAGCUAGUCUCUCUCUCUCUUUCUCGGCGUCUCGGACCACUCUCUAGGUAGAAGAAAAGUAACUGCGAGCAAAUGUACGGCACAAUGCACAAAGCAGGCGACGAUCACACUAACCACUCACUGUAAGGGUAUGCGGUAUGGGAUUUUUAUUGUUGUCUUGAAGCGAUACGAAACGAAACGAUAUGCGGAACUUCUGAUGCUGUCGGGUGAUAAGGCGAAACAGAAUUCGAAAAUGUUUCGUGAGUGUGAUGCGAAAUCUGGCUUUACUCGGUGUUUUUCGUCAUGUUCUUUUAUCUUUCGCGGCGUUUGCGUUACGUUACGCCCCUAAUACAAGUUCUAUUAUUAGAAGCAGAUUUACAGGAUUAAUUUUAAGAAUCUUCCUCCAGGGGUUUCUCCAAGAUCUCCUCGAAGUGUUCUUUCUGGAGUUUAUCCAGGGGCUUCUCAAAGAGUUUCUCCAGGAACUUAUGGCGGAGUCCCUUCAGAAGUUCUUCCAAAUUACAAAUGCUCCAAGGUCUUACAAUUUUAUUUUUCUGAACUUUUAAUUUUUUACUUGAGUUUCUCAGGAAUUUCCACCAAAGGUUUGUUCAGAAGUUUUCUAAAAUUUUCCUAAAAAGUUUAUUUAAAAAAAUCUGAAGAUAUUUAUCCAAAGUUUGCACAGGCAAUUUCUUCGAUUCCUCUGCGAAUUCCACAAAGAGCAGAAACAUUUUUUUUCGGUAUUUUUCUAGAAAGUUUUCCGGAUAUUUUAAUGGAUUUUUUACGAGAGUUUUCCAAAAGUUUAUCAAAAAAAAAAAGAAAAAAAUAACUCCUAUUGAAGGAUUUUUUGGAAUUGAAACUACUAGAAAUACUUCUGUAGGAACUCCUGUCUGCGAAAUAUCUCUUAGAGGAACUCCUGGAACAAUUUCUGAAGGAACAUUUUUAGAUUUUGAGAAUAGUUUUAGGAAAGAUUAUUGCAAAAACUUUUCCUGAUUUUUCAAGGGGCUUUUCGGGCGAUUCCAGAAGGAGCUCCUGCAGAAACACCAACAAGAAUUUCUAAAGCAAUCACUGCAGUAUCAACUGGGAGAGCUUCUAGAAGAAUAUCUGCAGGAUCCUCUGGUGACAUUUGUGCCUUUUUAACUAGAAAAAAAAUCUGGGAUUAUUUUUAGAAAAAGUCCUGAGUAACCCUGCAGGGAAUCUUUGGUUAAUUCAUGGAAGAAUUUCCAAAGCAACUCCUGGAGCAAUUACAAGAGGUACUCCUUUAGCAAUGUUCCAAAAUAUUUCCCGGAUGGAAUCUUGCAGCAAUUGCUGCAGAAAGUUCUAAAGAAACUCCUAGAGGUAUUCCAGAAGUUUCUUAUGAGAACAUUGCAGGUUCUCGGAAAUCCCUCCUAGUGAGAUUUCUGUGGGAGUUUCUUCCGGGAAACUUUUCGUAAAUUUCAUGGAUUCAGCUUAGAUGAUCUUUAGAGAUUCCUCCAGAAAAGUGUUGCUUCUGAAAUUCCUCCAUGAAUGGUAAUGGGAUUGCAUCUCGUAGGAUUCCGCUUAGUUAUCUCUUAAGGAGUAUUUUGUCGGGAUUCCAUUACGUUAUUUCCUGAGAUUCUGAUAUGUUUUUAUUUUCAAUUUGCACAAGAAGUAGUUUAAGGAUUCCUCGACUCCGCCUUUUUCUGGAAUUUCUCUAGGCUAUCAGAGCUAGUAACUCAAGGUUUCAAAAUUUCAGCGCUCACUAUACUGCUCCCAAGGAAAUGACUUCACUAUGCGCCUACUUGAGAAUUUUUCCGCGAAAACCCCUCCAUGCAUUAUAAUUUCACGAAACGUUUAUGGAACUAUCAUGGAAGGAACAUCCUUGCUGGAAUUCCUUUUUUGUGUUUUGCAAGAAUUCAUUUUAAAAUUUCUAGAAAUUUCUCCAGUAUUAUCUCCAGGAUCAUUGCCCGACAUUCCUUUGGGGAUCCUUUGAGGACUUACAAAAAAAUCCUGAAUGUUUCAAAUAUUUUAAGCAAGAAAUCCUCUAAAGAUUCCUAUUAGUAUCCCUUCAAAAUACAUCCCUGUCCAUGGAUUUAAAAAAAAAUCCUUCAGCGAUUCCUCCGGAGAUUCUUUCAGGAAUUUCACCAGAAAAUUUCCUUGGCACUUCUUCAACAGUUUUCAAGAAAUUUCUCGAUCCAAGUAACGUUUUGGUGACUGUUUAGUCUUGUGGAGGUUUUGAGAACCGCCAUGAAACCUUAUGACUUUUAUAUUGGUUUUAUGGUGGUUCCAAGAUUCUCUGGUCCAAGUGUUUCCUCGGAAAUUUCUCCUAGGAUUCCUGAAUGGGUUCUAAAAAUAUUCAAGGAUUGCUACAUAAGUUCAUGCUUGUAUUUCUUCAAACAUUUCUGGAGAAAUUCCUCCCAAUUUUUUUCCAGGAGAUUUUUGUAGAAAUUUAACUGAAUAUUUUUCUAAAAACUUCUUCCAGGAAUUUCUCCUAACGUAUCUACAAAAGAUACAAUUCCUGGAGAAAUUGUUUUAUAAAGAUUCGGAGUUUGUUUCAGAAAUUACUGAAGUUAUUUCAUUAGGAUUUAGGAAUCCAGGGAUCCUUCAGAUUAAUUUUUCCAAAGAUUUUGUUUUUUUUUCUGGUUGAAGUUUAGUGGUUUUUGUGUACAAAUAUCUUCAGAUAUUGCAUAAGAUUUUUUUUUCUGAAAAUUCCUCUAGAGGUAUCUCCUGGAGUUCUUCUGGGACUCCAUCAGAAAAUCCUCCAGGGAUACCUCAGAAAUACAUUGAGGGAAGGAAAGAAAAUUUCACCAGUCUGCGGUUUCCGCAGAUUUUUUAAAAAGAUUGCUUGAGGAUUUCCCUACGUUUUUUCGGGAGUCUCUCCAGAAGUUAUUCAUGCAUUUUCCUUAAAAUUACUUACAGAGUUCUUCCAUAAGUCUAAAUAUUCUCCUAGGUAUUAUCCAAGGCGGGAAUUCGGGAAUUACGCAAGAGAUAAAUUCAGAUAUUGCUUCAGGAAUUGUUACUCAGCAUUCCAACAAAAAAAAAAAAAAUACAAAAUCAAGAAUUUCUUCCAGGAGUUUUUGAAGAUAUCUCCGGAAGUUUAUAAUGAAUUUCUUGAUAUGAUUUUUAUAGGGAUUUCUUGAGGCGAUCCUCUAAGGAUUUUUUUAAAGAAAUUACUUGAAGUGUACUUUAGUAAUUUUCAGGCAACUGCUGCAAGGUGAAGGAAUAUCUGGACAAAUUUUGCAGUGAUCUCUGAAGACAACCGAGGAGAUUUUUUGUAUUAAACCUGAAGUGCAAUUUCCAAAAAAAAGCUUGCACUUUUGCAGAAAUUACUGAAGGAGUUUUACAAAUAAUUCUUGGAGAAACUCUGGGAAGAUUUUUCGAAGCAAUUCCUAUGGGAUUUCUAAAGAGGUUUUUAUAAGAAUUUCUAAAAAAACAUGGAAAAAACUUUGAAAUUCUACUAAAAAGAAUUUCAAAAAGAACACCAACAAGAAAUUUUCAAAGAAACCCUGAGGGAGCAUAUGAAGAAAUCUUCAGUAGAAUCUCUUUUAUAAUCUUAUCUUGAAGGAAUUUCUGGAGAAAUUUUCGAAGAAAUUCCUGGGAUAUUUUGGACCGAAUCUCAGGAGGAAUUUCUUGAGAAAUUCCUAAAGAAAUACCUGAAGAAACUUCUCGGGAAACCCUUGGUGGAAUUCCUGGAGAAAAGUUAUUGAGGAAUUUACAGGAAAAUGCAUAAGCAUCUUUUAUUGAAAUUAUUGUUCGAUUUUUUAGCAAUAUUCUUGGAGAAAUCUGUGGACGAGUUUCUGAAAAAAAAAUACCGAAUGCCACGAGAAACGCAUAGAUAAGCUUCUGCAAAGAUUCCUAGAAAAAACUCGUGAGAUGUUUCUAAAGGAAUUUCCAUAGAUAUUCCCAAGAAAUAUUUUUGAAUGAAUUUCUUAUAGAUCCCAUGGAGAAAUUGACGGAGUUAGCCUUAGAGAGGAAAUGUCGGAUAAAUUUCUGGAGUAAUAUAUUGAGGAAUAUCUGGAGGAAAUCUUGAAGGAAUCUCAGUAUGAACUCUUGCAGGAAUCUUUGGAGGAGUUCCUGCCUACAUCACUGGAAGUAAUAAUACAAGUAUCACUGAAUGAUUUUCUGGAUGUAAUCUUGAAUAAAUUUUUGGACACAUUCUUGUGAGAAUUUUCAAUGAAAUCCCUAGAGUAAUUUCCGAAUAAAUCUCUGGUGGACUUUCUGAAAAUAUACCUGAGCGAAUUUCUGAAGGAAUAUAUGGAAAAUUUUAUGAAAAACCCGCGAAAAGGAUGAAUUGAAAAAGUUCCGGUUAGUUUUUAAACGAAUCCUUUGAAGAAUUGCAGAAGUUUUUUCUGUUGGUGUUGGAGAAAAUUGGAGAAAAUACCUGGCGGUGGCAGUUCUAAUUUGUAUGCUACGUUUCAUUGCAAAUUCCAGUAGAUUUUUCGAAGAAUUUCUUGAGAAGCAUGGGAUUUCUAUCAGAUGGAUUUCAGAAACUAUUACAGUUGUCGACUUUAUUCACCAUACCCACUCUUUUUUUAUUUAAGAAAACGCUCGAGAAAAGUUUUGAUAAAAAUGGUGGAAUGUAGCAAACUUUGUCUUGUAGAAUUCUUGGAGGAAUUUCAGGUAAAGCUUUAGGAAAAAAAAGUUUAACUUAAAUAUUCAAUAAAUCUUUUAAAGAAAUUCACUUGAAAUUUGAACUGAAAUUGUUCUAAAUCUUUGAAGAAAUUUGCUACAACAACAAUAUUUAGGGUCACCGUAGUGUAACUUAAAAAAAAUGAGAAAUUCAUUAAGACAGUAUAAAGUACAUUUUUUCCUGAAUGGCUCAAAAAAAAAAACGAAAUUCCAAUUUUUACCCAUAUUUUUACCAAAAAAAUCAUUGUUAUCUGAAUUUGAAAUUCCCUCAUGUUUUUACCCUUUUUACGAAAUUUCAUAGGACUUAUUUUGAAAUUUUUGCUAUUAAUCUUUCUGGAAUUUUCCAGAAUUGCCAUCCAGAUCAUCCAGACCACGGUUUACUUAGUCAAGAGUGCUUCAAGAAAUUUCUUCAGGAAACCUGCUUAAACCUUAAACAAGGUAUCGAUAUGACUUCUCAAAAGUAAUUCCUUGGAUUUCUUUCAAAAUUUUCUUCAAUUUUUGAUUUUUUAACCCUGAGAAACUUCCAGUCAGAAUCUCUCUCGCAAAUGUAUCCGGGAUUUUCCAGACAUCGCAACAAUAUCAAAAAGUAGUCUUGGCCAAAGCCAGAAAUACUUUUCUGGGAUCUAAUUAGAAGAAGCGCCGAAGUUCUUCUAGAUGGCUGAAAUGUUAGGAAUUCCCAAGUUACUUUUUGUCUCCUGAAGUCCUUGGUUUACUUAGUCAAAAAUUCUUGAAGAAAUGGAGAUGUUUCCCUGUUAAAACAUUAUACAGGAUGUCGGUGAGAUUUCCCAAAAGUUAUUACUUUUUAUACGAAUUUUAGUUUUUUUUCAAAUACUUUAAAAGCUUAAGAAAUUUCAAACCCCAAUCCUUUCAAAGAUCAUUUAAGGAAUUCUUUCGCAAUUCAUCCGUCGUUCAUCAUACAGUCGUGCGUUUGUUCGUGGAUAGUAUGAGUAACUCCAUCAAAAAUAUUGGAAUGUCCAUACAAAAACUUUCAGGAAUAAGAGACAAAUCAGCCAAGGGCUGAAAGUCUCUCUAAUAAAGAUAUAAAACAACUUCAAGAAAUUCGUCAAAUGUUUCUGCAGAAAUUCUUCUACACAAUGCAUUUUUUUUUAUUAUAUUCGGUUAAAUACCAGAUUUAUGGAAAAUUUUCCGAAAAACCUCAAAAGAAACCCAUAAAUCCUGUCCGACAGCCAGCAGAGGUAAUUCCCGAAUAAAUUUUUGUAGAUAAUCAUUGGUAGUUACAUCACAAAAGGUAUUGCCAAAGACUUCCAUAACUCAAAAGAAAUCAAAAUUAAAAGAAUUUCCUGGCAAAACUGGUACGUAACGUAGCUUUGGAUGGAUACGUGGCAGUGUUUUGAGAAAUUUUGAGAUUUUAUAGAAGUUUUUGUGUCUGACGCCCAGAAGAAUUGAUAACAGAUGUUUAAUGUAAUUUUUUUGAGAAAUGGCUAUCACUCUUUCAAAACUAAAAUUUUUGAAAAAUACUCACAGAUAUUGGAAGAUUUUUAAACAAAAUUUGUGGGAAAUAAUGAAAGCAUAGCUCCGGAGGAAACUUUUGAGAAUUUAGUGAAAGAAAUGCUCGUAGAGUUUCAAACACAACUCUUUAUAAGAAAUUUCUGAUACACCGAAAGAAAUUUCUUAGAGAUGUCCAAGUUAAUUUGUUUUUUUUUUAUAUGAAAAUCCUUGGCGUAUUUACUUUAUCAGAACCGUAUGCUGCUUACACUCUGAAAUGUUUAGAGGAAUUUUCGGAAAACCUCAAAUAAACCUCUUUCUAAGAUUCUUCUUUUGUGGAGUUACCUGAAUUAUGGAAUGAUGCAGAUUAAGUGAGAUUUCUGAAAGAGUGAUUCGGAAAUGAAUUUCAAAAUAUGUUGUUUCUAUUCCUGUAAAAAGCUUCUGGAAGACUUGUUGAAUACAUUCCUGAAAUUCCAGAAGCACUGUAAGGUAAAUCCUUGCCUUAAAUCUGGAAUGGUAGGAUCCACCAAAAGUUUUUCCGGGGAUUCUCUAGGAGUUCUUCUAGGAUUUCCGUUAAAAGUCCCACCAGGAAUUCCUGCGUGAGUUGCUUCUGAGAUUCUUCUAGGCAUUUCUUCAUCGACUCCUUCAGAAGCUGUUUUUUUUUCUGGGAACCCUUCAGGAAAUAUCAUGGGGAUUUUCCGCCAUUCGAAAAUUCCCCCAUGAAUAUUUAUGACAAUCUCCCACGAUUCCACUUGGUUGUCUUUCGGAAUUCGAUGAGAAGUUUUGUUUGGAUGCCUUGAAGAGUUCCUGACCCCAGAGAUUUCCUUCUGGGAUACACCCAGAUAUCCCUUUAUUAAAUUUCUUCUAGAGUUUCAUCAGAAAUUCCACCAAGAAUAAGAUAUUUUUAAGAAAUUCUUUCUGGGUUUCAUCCAACGAUUCUUUUCAAAUUUACCCAGAUGUACCAUCUUGAAUACUUCCACGAGUUCUUCUGCAGUUUUCUUCAAAACCGGAAAUUAUUUCAAAAUUUUCUUUUUUUCAACGCAUUUCUACAGAAUUAACCUUUGAGAUUCCUCAAGAAGUUCCUAUCAGAGGUUCUUUCACGAAUGCCCCUUAAAGUUUCUCUGGGAUUCUAUCAUGAAUUCCCUCAGACAUUCUUCCAGGAAAUCCUUCUCGGGUUCGUCCAGAAGUUUCUCCCGAAGCUUCUUCUGGGAGUCUCUCAGGGGAGAAUAAACUUUGAAUCUCCAGGAGUUUCUUCUGAUAAACUAACUGGAGCUUUGACUAGAAAUGCUCAAGAGGUUUCUGAAGGAAUUACUGAAUCGAAUUCUUGAAUGGAGUCCCAGAGAAAAUUUUCAGAGGAAUCCCUGAAUGAACCCCUUACGGAACUUAUGGGGGUACUCCUGCAGGGUUCCAUAGAAGGAUGAAUUCCUGGAGUAAUCCCCAGAUGGAAUUCCAGAUAAAACUUCAAGAAGAGUUUCUAGAAGAAUUCCAAGCAAGAACUCCUGAAUAGAUUCCCAGACAGCAUGUUUUCACUAAUUCACAGACAGUGUUCCUGGAGGAAUCCCCGGAACAAAUUCCUAGAUGAAGCCCCAGAUAGAAUUUCUGUAGAAAUGUUCAGAAGCAAUUUCUAGGCGAAUCUUCAGAAGAAGUUUCUGGAGGAGUCCGCAGAUGGAAUCCCUAGAUGGAAGUUUUGUGGCAACUAGAAGAACGUAUACUUAGAGAAGUAGAAGAUAUACUUAGAGACCAUGCUAUGAAAAUAGUGACUUAAAGACGUAAAAACUUGAAUCAUUUGUGCCACCCUAAUUGAAUCCGUCUUUCACAACUUUAUUUCUUCAUUCGGUUAUGAAAAACGGACCCGAUUAGAGUGUCGUUGCGAAUCCAGUUUCACUUACUAGUCCGCAGAAUCGUAAUUUGUUCUGUGGCAUAGCUGGUUUAGGUGCCGGACUAGCGAUACGGAGUCGUGGGUUCGAAUCUCACCAAAAGAAGAGUUUUUUUCACACAAUUAUCUCUUAAUUUACCAAUCAAACGCACUUUAGCUUCGAAUGCUUCAAGUUAUUACAUCUAUCACAGACUUUUAGCAGGAAUAGGGCAAUCAAUUAUUUGUCAGUGAUGUAAAGAUUGUGGAAAAGUGUCAGAAUAGCGACUUUUGAAACACUAAUAACUAGAUUUCUGAGGUGAGUUUUUUCAUGGUAGAACCCUCAACGUGUUUGCAUUUCCAGAAAAUUUACCAGUUAAAUCUCUGGAAGAGAGUUUUCUGUUUUUUAUCUUUGAAUUUUUUGGAGGAAGUCUCGUUACAAGAGAAAUUGUAGACAAAACUACUGGGAAGAAUUCCUGGCAGAGCAUAUCGAAAGCUACCUGAAGAAAGAAAUGCAUCUCAAAGAUGAACCUGAUUCCGCGAAGUUUCGUUUCGAGGCUUUAUUGUUAAAAUCAUUUAGCAUAUCGCAUACCCUUAACACUAACCAGCCAUUCUUCGACUGGAGUCUUGUGCGAGAAAAAAACCUCGCUAAAGCCACAGAGUAAAACACUAAAUUGAGUACCAGCGAGCGGUUAAAAUGUUUUUAUCCGCCAAUUUUCCCUCAUUGAAGCGUAGCCGCUAAACCUAAUUAAUUUGUUCUUGUCCACUUUUUUCCUCCGUGUCUAGCAGGUAGCCUGCUAGAGAAGGCGAGAGUGGGAGAGACACAGUUCCCGCGAGUAAUUGUAUAAAGACUAAUGCAAACAGAUCCAUUCUGCCGGCAAAGUUGGCCAUCGUGUCGUGCCGCAGCGCGUGUUAAUGUACAGUAAUUUAUAAAUUUUAAAAUUAAGUAGUGCAUAGUAGCAGCGGUCGUCGGUUGUUUCUCGUUUUGUUUUUGCUCAAAUCCAAUCCAAUUUUCUCGACUCACCGCAGCCGAGAAAACCCCAUUUGUACAUUUCCGUGUAUGUAGCUUUGAUUACCUUUCCAUCUCUCGUCCUGUCUCUUUCGCUCUCUGUUGUUCUGGAAUUGUACUGGCGCGGAAGCAAACCAAGCAAUAAAAUGUGAGUCACAAUAACAGCAGACCAGUCCCGUAAUGUCCCCGGAUGGAGUCCAACAACUGUGCGGGGACAAUGUAAAUAGUCAGUCCCAUCCCCCUUUUAGGGACGAUACUCGUACGUUUACUACUUUCCAAUCAAACGAAAACACAAAUUAGAAAUCUACAACACACAAUGUGCGUCGCUCUUGUUGCAGUUUGCAAACAACCGGCGCACUUUGACUUUUUACGCAGAUCAAUUGCAUAAUUAGAAGAAAGUAAACUCAGAAACUACAAAUCACACAAAAAACACAAAUCGAUGUAAGUUUACGGUACCUUUUAUGCGCGUAGAUGAUGAUACAAAGAUGACGAAAUUAAUAAGUAAAUAAAUAAAUAAACAAGAAGACGAAUGAUAAUGAAAUGCUGUUUUAUGAAAACCUCAAAAAGAAGUAAAAAAUAGUGAAUAAUAAUAUUAAAUAACGAUAAUGCAAAAAAGAAUCUCUUCGAUGUUAUAUAAAUAUAUAUUUAUGAAUUCCAAUUUGAAU
Aedes albopictus (Asian tiger mosquito) is the source of this 13570-nucleotide messenger RNA. RefSeq names its product transcription factor btd-like. The transcript is spliced from 3 exons. The record is from RefSeq and is a predicted model, not a curated record. The coding region runs from base 1198 to 3168 and encodes 656 amino acids. Gene Ontology annotation, biological process: regulation of transcription by RNA polymerase II. Lineage: Eukaryota; Metazoa; Arthropoda; Insecta; Diptera; Culicidae. Gene Ontology annotation, molecular function: DNA-binding transcription factor activity, RNA polymerase II-specific; RNA polymerase II cis-regulatory region sequence-specific DNA binding.